Mizuhopecten yessoensis (Yesso scallop) is the source of this 1578-nucleotide messenger RNA. Its product is annotated as pre-mRNA-splicing factor SPF27-like. The record is from RefSeq and is a predicted model, not a curated record. The transcript has 8 exons. NCBI's taxonomy places the organism in Eukaryota, Metazoa, Mollusca, Bivalvia, Pectinida, Pectinidae. Gene Ontology annotation, cellular component: Prp19 complex; catalytic step 2 spliceosome; precatalytic spliceosome. The coding region runs from base 32 to 676 and encodes 214 amino acids. Gene Ontology annotation, biological process: mRNA processing.
ACAGAGAGACACUUCCGGAAAACAAAGCAACAUGGCCGGCGAAGUCGUUGUUGAUGCUCUACCAUAUUACGACCAAGGCUAUGACGAAACCGGUGUCAGAGAAGCUGCUAUGGCUUUAGUGGAAGAAGAAACAAGAAGAUACAGACCAACAAAGAAUUACUUGGAAUAUUUACCAACUACAAAUUUGUCCAAUUUUGAGACUGAAAUAAUGAAGAAUGAGUUUGAAAGACUUCAAUCCCGACUGCCUAUGGAUAUGUUAAGCAUGAAGAGGUAUGAAUUACCACAGCCUUCAGCGGGAAAGAUGACUGAUGUGUCCGCCUGGACAGAAUGUGUGGAAAAUUCUCAAGCUCAGUUGGAACAUCAGAGUCUCAGGAUUUUGAAUUUGGAGCUUAUGGCAGAAUUUGGAUCCCAUACGUGGAAGAGCUACAAUAAUAUUCUUGUACAAAUGUUAGACUCUGCUCAGAGACAUUUACAGGAUCUGAGGAAAAAAAUACAGGAGAUUAAUUGGCAGAGGAAAAAUGAGCAGUCCCAUGCUGGGAAAGAACUAAAAGAGCUGGAAGCAAGCUGGGUUGGGCUCGUCAGUAAGAACUAUGAAAUUGAGAGAGCCUGUGUUGAACUUGAAAAGGAAAUUGCUGACAUGGAAAAAAGAAACAAAAGCAAAAAGGCAAAAAGAUGAAAAAAGUCCUACAAAAUUAGACAUGGAUUUGCAGUAGAAGUGAAACAAUGGAUGUGUGACUGAUGUCAAUAUGUCUACAAACAAUAACAACAGCAUUACAGGGAAAAAAAUGAAUUUGGCCAUUAGUGAACAGCAAACUAUAAUGGACUGAUGGGAAGUUGUCGAUGACCAUACUGUAGAAGUGUUAAGGACAUGUAUAACAUGUCACUGUCGUGUCGUUGUACUUUUCUGUCAAGCUGUAAUGUCCUUGUGUUUCCCUUGGCUUUUUAGUUGUCUAAAUUUUAAGAAAAAAGCACCAUUACAGUAUAUUUCUUAUACCGCAAUAAAUUCUGUUCAAUAUGUUAAAACAUCUCAACAAAUGAUGAAAGUACAGGUAAUAAAAAAAAUGCUUGUAGGGCUAAAACAGAAAUGAUUGAGAAUAAAUAAUGUAUUUAAUUGGAAAACGAAACUACCAAUAGAUGAAAUGAAGUCCAAUAAUUCAAUGAAAGAGAUUUGUUUCAUGUAAUGUUGAUAAGCCUUAAUGUUUGAGUAUUUAAAAAAAAUGGAAACUUGGACAUUAGAAGGACAAUAGGUGUUUGAAACAAACUAUUUAUAGAUGCAGAAAGGAAGAGAUUGACUGUCACAGUAGUUCAUUGUCUUGACUGUACCUGUAGUACAAGACUAGAGAUUUGUCUACUUUAGACAACCAGUCCAAUAUCAAACAGUGUCUGUUAAAGGUGUUAAGUGUCAUCAUGUGAAUUAAACCCAUAUAUUCAUUUUUAAAAGCAUUCACCAUAACACACAAAAUGUCAUUUUAACAUUAAUUUUCGACCCAUGUGUUCCUCAUUUUGUAGCAAAUUACUUUUAUGUGAAACUUUUGUGUAAAUAAAUAUUUUGAUAAUAAAAAAUGUCAGUAUAAAAUC